GUAGUCUGUUCGUAUGCCUCGGUUGGCGUCGUUCGGUGUCCUAUGCAGCAAAUUCUCCCCGUCAUCAACAAGAUCCAAGAUGCCCUAGCCCUGGCCGAGGAGGACAGCUUCAUAGAUCUCCCCCAAAUCGUGGUGGUGGGGAGCCAAAGCUCCGGAAAGAGCUCGGUCCUGGAGUCGAUCGUGGGAAGAGACUUUCUGCCGAGAGGCGUCGGAAUCGUGACGAGGUGUCCGCUCAUACUCCAACUCAUCAACCUCAAGCGUGGCGAAGGAGACACAGAGUGGGGAGAGUUUUUACACCUGCCGGACAAGAAGUUUACAAAUUUUUUGGAGAUUCGGAGGGAGAUAGAGGCGGAGACCAACCACAUCGUUGGAGGAAAGGGCGACAAGGCGAUUAGUUCCAAGCCCAUCAACUUGCGCAUUUACAGCCCCUACGUGCCCACUUUGACGAUGGUCGACCUCCCCGGCUUGACCAAGGUGGCGAUUGGCAAUCAGCCGCACAACAUAGACGUGCUGAUUCGCGACUUGGUCAUGAAGUUCAUCGCGAAUUCUGGCACCAUCAUUUUGGCCAUUUCUCCCGCCAACGUCGACUUGGCCAAUAGCGAUUCGCUCAAACUCGCGAGAGAGGUCGACCCCAGCGGCUCCAGGACCAUAGGCGUCCUCACCAAGCUCGACCUCAUGGACCAGGGGACGGACGCCAUGCCGGUCCUCACCGGCAAGGUCUACCCCCUGAAACUGGGAUUCGUGGGCGUGGUCAAUCGGUCACAACAAGACAUCAACGCCAAUAGAGACAUUCGCGAUGCGCUGGACCACGAACAAGAGUUCUUCUCGCGACAUCCUGCCUACUCCACCAUCAAACACAAAUGCGGAUAUCCUUAUUUAAUUUCUCGCCUCAACAAGGUCUUCCUCAAGGAAAUCAGCAAUUCUCUCCCCAGAACCAUCCAGCUCCUUCAAAACAACCUCCACAACGCUCAGGAAAAAGUGCGGUCUUUCGGAAAGCCCAUAGACGUCGGCAACAGAGGUAUCAUCCUCCUCGACGUCAUCGUCCAGUUCUUCAACUCGUACACCGCCUCUCUCGACGGCCACAUCCCGGACUCCUUCCAGGGAGGGCUCUACGGCGGCGCCAGGCUCGCCCAAAUCUUCUCCAGAGACCUCGAGGCCAAUCUCGACAAAAUGCUCUCUUCCAAGCAUAUAACAGACCAAGAAAUUGAACACAUCAUCUACAACUCUGCCGGCAUCAGGGGAAACAUCUACUUCUCAGACUACGCGUUCUCGUUCCUGGUAAAGACCUACAUCAACUCCAUGCGAGAGCCAAUCAUGGACUGCCUUCAAAGCGUCUACCACGAACUCUACAACAUCGUCUGCGAUAUCCAACUCCCGGAAUUCGAGAGGUUUCCCGCCGUCCGAGAACGCAUCUACGCCAUCUACCAAUGCCUCCUGGACACACUCCUGGAACCCACCAAGUCCAUGAUCGACGACGUCUUGAACAUGGAAAAAAAAUACAUCAACAUCUACCACCCGGAUUUCGUCCGACCGGAAUUCUCCUCCGGCAACCCCAUCCUGUCUUCCGACAUAAACGACCCCGUCCCGUCAUCCUCUGCUGACAAGUCCGCGAAGUCCGACCCCGCGUCCUCGGAACACUCCCCGGACCGCACCGCGCCCAACUCGCAGCGCAAGCCUUCCGUCAACAAAUCCUCCCUGUUUCUGAAGCCCCGACAAGACUCCAAAGAGUCGAAGAACAAAAAGCCGUUCUGGAAACGCAUGUUCAACCAAAGCAACCCCACCCUGAAACCGGGCAAGCUCUGCUCCAACAGCAAGCCGCCCCACUUCCAGGUGGACCUCCUCAAGUCCCUCGCCGGCUCGUACAUCGACAUCGUCAGCAAGAACAUGCGCGACCGCAUUCCAAAGAUCCUCACACACUUCCUCAUAAACGCGUCCAAAGAAAAGCUGCAAAUCCAGCUCAUGGAAGCGCUCUACAAGGAAGAACUCGUCGACGACCUAAUCGUCGAAUCCAGCCAGACCUCCGAAGAGAGGAAGCGAUACAUGCGCGUUGUCCAGAUGCUGGAAAGCGCUCUGUCCAUCCUUACCACCGCCGAAUUUUGAAAGAAACCAAAUUCUUUCGUUAUACACACAAUUUGAAAAUUCUUGAUAUAUUUUUCAAAA
Molecule: messenger RNA, 2160 nt
Organism: Schistocerca gregaria
Lineage: Eukaryota; Metazoa; Arthropoda; Insecta; Orthoptera; Acrididae
Exons: 2
Coding region: 43-2100 (685 amino acids)
Cellular component (GO): cytoplasm; membrane; microtubule
Molecular function (GO): GTP binding; GTPase activity; microtubule binding
Source: RefSeq, a predicted model, not a curated record